AUGUUGCUGGUGCUCCUCCUUCUGCUGCUUCAGUGGCCACAGACAGACAGUGGGAUGCGCAAAGCCAAAUGCCUCCUGACUCUGGAGCAGGGUAAAGUGAACCCAAAUAAUCAUUACAAGCCAGGAGAUUAUUCCAUUAGUGGCAUAAUCUCUACCACAAAGGCUACGUUUCAUUCAUUAAGCUUCAGUGGAAGCCCUUCAAGAAAAUUCUCUUCACGUGGAAGAAAACGUUUUUGGAAAUUUCUGCCCUUCCUUUUUGCAACCGAGGACAUCAACCAGAAUGGCCAUCUCUUACCCAACAUCACCCUGGGUUAUAAUAUCUAUGAAAAUUUUUUCAAGGUAGAAAUGACGCCAAAUGCUUUGCUGGAUUUGCUUUCAGACGGAGAGGCCAAUGUUCCCAACUACAGGUGCGGAAGGCAAAGAAACACAGUGGUUGUGUUGGAAGAAGCUGAGACGGGCAUUUCCAUCCAGAUCUCAACCAUGUUGGGCACCUACAAAAUUCCACAGAUCAGCUACAGUUUUGCUUCUAAGAUCCUGAGAGAUAAAAUUCUGUUUCCUUUCUUCAAUCCAAUGCUACCUGCUGAAGGUGUCCAGUACCCAGGAAUGGUCAAGCUGCUCCUCCAUUUCAAGUGGACCUUGGUUGGUCUGAUUGCUCCAGAAACUGACCAGGGGGAGAGGUUCAUGAGGAUAAUGUCUUCUUUGAUGUUAAGGAAUGGCAUUUGUGCAGUUAUACAUAAAACCUUUCCAUUAAAUGUGCUUAAUAUAAUUUUUAUACUUGAAGAAUAUUUCAAGUGGAGACAUGUCAACGUCUUUGUUUAUGGUUCAGAGACUAGUUCAUUCCAUGUAGGAAUGAUGAUUGCACAAAAAGCAUUUCAAAGAAUUCAAGAACCUAUUGCAGGAAAAGUCUGGAUCACCGCAGCUCACUGGGAUCUGAGUCCUGAAUUGAUGUAUAAUAACUUCUCCUUAAAAUAUUUCAGUGCCAUUUUUUCCUUUCUGAUACGGAAAAGGAAAUGGGCAAAUUAUGAUGCUUUACAUCUCUUUCAUUCAUCUCUAAGUAACUUUAUGAAGAAGACCUUUACAUGUUCAUCCAUGAAGGAUGACAUUUCAGUGAACAUUUGGAGGCGAUGCAGACAGAGAGAAGACCUGAUGGCUCUGAGGAAAGAGGAGAUUGAUCGAGUCCUGGCUCUGGAUAGCUAUCUCAUUUACAACACCAUUUGGGCUGUGGGAAGGAUCUUAAAUUCAGCUUAUAUAUCCUUAUUCAAGAGAACAGUAAUGAACAGAGAUAUGAAGGUCAAAGUUCCAAAGCUAAAGGCUUGGCAGCUUCACUCCUUUCUUCAAAGCUCUCAGUUUCACAAUAAUUCCAUAGAAGGGGUAUAUUUGGAUGAGAAAGGAGAUCUUACAGCUGAUCUGGACAUUGUGAACUGGGUCAUUUUUCCCAAUACAUCUGUCAAGAGAGUGAAAUCUGGGAGAGUAGAAAAACAAACAUCUCAGAAUGUUAAAGUUAUCAUCGAGCAGAAGAGUAUCCCACAGGUGGAAAUGUUGAACAAGCCUUUGCCUCCUUCCAAAUGUGUGGAAAGUUGUUGUCCUGGAUUCAUGAAGGUAGUUCAAGAAGGGAAUCACAUCUGCUGCUAUGACUGUCAUCCUUGUGCAGAAGGAACCAUCUCCACCAUAGAAGAUGCUGAAAAAUGUACCAAAUGUCCAGCAGAACAGUAUCCAAACACCAAUCAAGAUGACUGUAUUCCUAAGACUGAAACUUUCCUAUCUUAUCAAGAAAAUCUGGGGAUCAUCCUGGCUUCCCUUGCCUUGUUCCUGUCUUUGGUAACAGGUUUUGUCUUUGGAAUUUUCAUUAAAUUCCAAGAAACUCCCAUAGUCAAAGCCAACAAUCGAGAUCUCUCCUACAUCCUCCUCAUCUCCCUCUUGCUCUCCUUCUUGACCUCAUUCCUUUUCAUUGGCCAGCCAAGGAGAGCUACUUGCCUUCUUCGACAAACAGCCUUCAGCAACAUCUUCUCAGUUGCCAUUUCUAUCAUCUUGGCCAAAACAGUCAUGGUGGUGCUAGCCUUCUUGGCCACAAAACCAGGGAAUAAAGUGCAGAGAUGGCUAGGGAAGAGCCUGGCUAAUUCUAUCAUAUUUUCGUGUUCUGGUGUCCAAAUUAUCCUCUGCAGCAUCUGGUUGGGCACUUCUUCCCCAUUCUUUGAGUCAGACAUGGACUCGGAACCUGCAGAGAUUGUCCUGCAAUGUAAUGAAGGCUCUGUUGCCAUGUUCUAUGGUGCCCUUGGCUACAUGGCCUUCCUUGCUCUGGUUUGCUUCACAGUGGCUUUCCUAGCCAGAAAUCUACCUGGGGCCUUCAAUGAAGCCAAACUCAUCACCUUCAGCAUGCUGGUCUUCUGCAAUGUCUGGGUAACCUUUGUACCCACCUACCUGAGCACCAAAGGGAAAUAUAUGGUGGCUGUGCAGGUUUUCUCCAUCUUGGCCUCGAGUGCUGGACUUCUGGGCUGCAUCUUCAUACCCAAGUGUUAUAUUAUUUUUUUAAGACCAGACCUGAAUACAAAACAAUAUUUGUUUUCAAAAUAA
Notechis scutatus (mainland tiger snake) is the source of this 2571-nucleotide messenger RNA. Its product is annotated as extracellular calcium-sensing receptor-like. The record is from RefSeq and is a predicted model, not a curated record. Gene Ontology annotation, biological process: G protein-coupled receptor signaling pathway. Gene Ontology annotation, molecular function: G protein-coupled receptor activity. Lineage: Eukaryota; Metazoa; Chordata; Lepidosauria; Squamata; Elapidae. Gene Ontology annotation, cellular component: plasma membrane.